AUGACUAUCGCUUGGACGUUUCACUCUCUUGGUCUGUUCCACGUUUCUUUUCGGUAUUUUCGGCAUAAAAUACCAUUCGCAGUCUCACCAUGUCGACGUAACGAACUCCGUCGGCGAUGCUUGAUCACUUUGGUACGUUUGCUUUCAUGUGUGGCUACAUAUAGGCGAGUAUUAACCGGAUUCCUCGUCCAUACCUACGCAAACAUUUUACCCAAAUCGCGGUACGCUCUUCAGAAUCAAAUUUCUACACUCGUACAAAUACAGCAUCCCACACAAGUCCAACUCAUCCCAACCGUCAUUCCCGAAAUGCGUCUCCACACCCUCGCCCUCCCCAUCCUGUCCUUGGUCGCGGCCUUAAUUCCCACCAACAACAACAUCGCGCUGACGACUCCCGACGGCCCGAAUACUCCUCUGACCUACUCCGAGGACUUUAUUUGCAUCCAAGGCACUCGAUGA
This is a messenger RNA of Lindgomyces ingoldianus, 456 nucleotides long. RefSeq lists its product as uncharacterized. Bases 1 to 456 code for a protein of 151 amino acids. The record is from RefSeq and is a predicted model, not a curated record. NCBI's taxonomy places the organism in Eukaryota, Fungi, Ascomycota, Dothideomycetes, Pleosporales, Lindgomycetaceae. The transcript is spliced from 4 exons.